ACAGUAAAGUCGCAAGUUGCAUGUGGUUGCAUGAUAAUCACGGUCAAGGUGACCACGUCCGCUCAAGACGUUCAAAUGAACAAAAAUGAUUCGUUGAGCAGAUAUGGACCUCUUGUCGGUGCAAUCGAUGAGGGAACGAGUAGUGCAAGAUUUUUGGUUUUUGCUGCUGAUACAGCAGAAGUAUUAACAUAUCAUCAAGUACCGAUAUCACAGAUAUGCCCAAAAGAGGGAUGGGUUGAACAAGAUGCUUUAGAAAUAUUAGAAGCAGUUAGGGAAUGCCUGAAACAAACUGUAUUUAACUUAAGGCAGUUGACAAUAGAUCCAGCUGAUAUAGUUGCAAUUGGUAUAACAAAUCAAAGGGAAACUACAAUUGUAUGGGAUUCUGUAACAGGAGAACCACUUUACAAUGCUAUAGUAUGGAUGGAUAUGAGAACAACAUCAAUUAUAGAUGAUCUAUUGAAGGAUAUACGCAAUAAUAAUAAAAAUUACUUGAAACCGCUUUGCGGAUUACCAAUUAGUCCAUAUUUUAGUGCAUUGAAAUUGAAAUGGUUGUUAGAAAAUGUACCUCGAGUUCAAGAAGCCUUAGCUGCCAAACGUCUUAUGUUUGGUACCAUCGAUUCCUGGCUAAUUUGGAAUCUGACAGGUGGUGCCAAUGGUGGUGUUCAUUGUACAGAUGUGACGAAUGCUUCGAGAACAAUGUUAAUGAAUAUUAUGACAUUGAAGUGGGAUCCUACUCUAUUAUCAUUUUUUAAAAUACUUCCUGAAAUUUUACCUGAAAUACGGAGCUCUUCUGAGAUUUAUGGUUAUAUACAAGACGAGUUGCUGCAAGGUGUUCCUAUAUCAGGAUGCUUAGGUGAUCAACAAUCAGCUUUAGUAGGUCAGAUGUGUCUACAGCAAGGACAGGCAAAAAAUACUUAUGGCACUGGUUGCUUUCUUCUUUACAACACUGGCACAGCUAUUGUGGAAUCAUCCCAUGGUUUAUUGACGACAGUCGCUUAUCAAUUAGGAGCGCAAGCUUCUCCGGUGUAUGCUCUUGAAGGUUCUGUAGCUAUCGCUGGUGCCGUUAUACAAUGGUUGAAAGAUAAUCUUGGAAUAUUAACUAAUAUAAAAGACUGUGAAACUAUUGUCGAACAAAUGCCUGCAGGGUCCAAUCAUAUUGUUUUUGUACCAGCAUUUUCUGGAUUAUAUGCUCCAUACUGGAGGAAAGAUGCACGAAGUGUCAUAUGUGGUAUUAGCGAAAAUACAACUAGUGCACAUAUUGUAAAGGCAGCUCUGCAAGCGGUAUGCUUUCAGACGAGAGACAUUUUGGAAGCUAUGAAGAAGGAUACUGGUUUGGUGUUGACAAAGUUGUUAGUUGACGGUGCAAUGACGAAUAACAACUUGUUAAUGCAAAUGCAAGCUGAUAUUUGUGGAAUUCCAUCAGACCAUUAAUGAGUGAAACUACUGCACUUGGAGUCGCAAUUGCUGCG
Molecule: messenger RNA, 1469 nt
Organism: Atta colombica
Lineage: Eukaryota; Metazoa; Arthropoda; Insecta; Hymenoptera; Formicidae
Product: glycerol kinase-like
Exons: 8
Coding region: 31-1431 (466 amino acids)
Biological process (GO): glycerol metabolic process; triglyceride metabolic process; glycerol-3-phosphate biosynthetic process
Cellular component (GO): mitochondrion
Molecular function (GO): glycerol kinase activity
Source: RefSeq, a predicted model, not a curated record